AUGUAUAUCCCGCGCGGCUUGAGCGAGGCGGACGAGUCGUCGCCGCGGGCGGUCGAGGCUGUCGGCGGCGGCGGCGGCAUCGUCGUCGUCGCCGCGGGACUCGAUAAACGACAAUUCUCAGACGACCCUCUCCAAAACACAAACACGAGCAUCGGCGUCAUUGUCGGCGUGGUGCUCGCCGUGUUUCUCGCCGGCGUGUUUGCGUUUCUCUGGGUGUAUCGCGACGCGGUCCGGUGCUCGGGGGGCGGCCGUAAGCGGCGCCGCUCGAGCAGCAGCAAGAGCACAAAGAGCUCAAAGAGCAGCAAGGCCGCGUCGGACCAUGACGGCGAGGCAGAGCCAGCGCCAGAGGCACCGGCCGCAGGUGCUCCCGCCGCCGGAGAGGCACCGGCCUAA
Molecule: messenger RNA, 393 nt
Organism: Beauveria bassiana ARSEF 2860
Lineage: Eukaryota; Fungi; Ascomycota; Sordariomycetes; Hypocreales; Cordycipitaceae
Exons: 1
Coding region: 1-393 (130 amino acids)
Source: RefSeq, a predicted model, not a curated record